UGCAAUCAGACGCAUUAAAAUACCAAUUAUUAAAAAUAUAAUUGAUUAAUUAUCAAACUGGAACUACCAGUUUGCACAUUAUUGAAUAUGGGUAAAUCAAAGUUAAAGAGAAAGAAAUGGACGAAGAAUAUAAAGGAUGAACCAGCAGAAUCAAACAUCCCCAUACCAAAUUUGCCAGAAAAGUAUCUUCUGAUGCGCGUGAAAACUGGCACGAAGAUUAGAAAUGUUUUGGGGUACGCAUUGAAAGAAUUUUCGAAGUACAAUAACGUUAUUUGGACCGCCGCAGGUCAAGGCAUUGGAAAAGCUAUUUCCUGUGCAGAGAUUUUCAAGAAGAAACAAGGAAAUCUUCAUCAGAUUACCAAAUUACGUUAUAUAGAGUCGGAGAAGUCGAAAACGGAGAACAAGGGUGACUUGAAUGCAGAAAAUCGCCACGUACCAGAAAUACACAUUCUAUUAGCGAAGGAGAUAAAGGAUACAUCGGAACCUGGUUACCAAGCGCCGGAUGAUUGUGGAGAAUUUGUGAACAAUGAAGAUGCAAAGGAUAAGAAAAAAAGUGUGAGACAGGAAGGUGCUAAUACGUCCUGUAUCGACGCUGAGGAAUUCGCAGCUAUGGGUUUGAGGACCGGUCAAAAGAGGCCAAAAAGAGAGCAACAAGCUGAAGCGCCACCUAAAAAGAAUAAGAGGAGAGAAAAGGAUGAAUAAUAACGAAAGUAAAAUAAGUAAAUUAUAUUGUAAACGAACUGUACAAAAAGCUUUUAUUGUUUACUUUAUUCCUUAACUAUGUGUACUUAAAUAGCACAAAUAUUGAUAUUAAAUAGAAAGUUUAUUCUUCGUCAAUACAUGUAUAUUUGUUACAGAAAGAAUCACACACAAUGUGGUCUUGAUUUUAGUUAGUCGAAUGUCAUUUUUUGUUUCUUAUUUACAAAUUAUAUAUACAGUAUUACAAUUGGUAUGAAUAGACAUUGCAAAUACAGUGUGUUAUGAAAAUUACAGUAGUGUAUCUUAUGGAAAAUCGAUUGCAAAUUGUUAGAAAAGACUACUCGCGUUAAAUGGUUACUAAAUGGAACUAAAUGUUUUGUAAUAUUUUUUACCAUUAAUGCAAAUGGAAAAUCUAAUUUUGUUGCAUGGUAAUUUUGUAUCAAAUUGGUAUAAGCUUACAAACAUUUAUAUUUAAAGUGAAUAUAAUUUAUAUAACGAUAAAAUAAU
Messenger RNA from Megachile rotundata (alfalfa leafcutting bee), 1206 nucleotides. It is a transcript of the gene Rpp25, whose product is annotated as ribonuclease P protein subunit Rpp25. Gene Ontology annotation, biological process: tRNA 5'-leader removal. Gene Ontology annotation, cellular component: ribonuclease MRP complex. Lineage: Eukaryota; Metazoa; Arthropoda; Insecta; Hymenoptera; Megachilidae. The record is from RefSeq and is a predicted model, not a curated record. Gene Ontology annotation, molecular function: RNA binding.